UUUCACAGGUUACACACAUAAUUUGGUGAUAAUCAUAGCUGAUUUCGUGAAAUUACACCUGUGAGCUGUUCUUUUCAAGAUUUAGUGCCUAUCAUUUGGGAAACUUCCUACUCCAUUUGAAGACUUUGUACAGUGCACGAUGACGUUACUACCACCGACAGCAGAGCAGCAGAAACGGAUAAAUGAGGAGGUUCCGACGGAUCCGGAAAUGAGGAAGCGAGACGUGGCUGCCAUUCGCGAAUGGCUGUCGAAACAGCCUCAUCUGCCUAAUCAUAUGGACGAUACUAGACUCGAGAGAUUCUUGUUUGGUUGUAAGAAUAGCAUAGAGCGAUGCAAGUUGAUUUUGGAACGAUAUUUCAGCGUUCGGACAGCCAUUCCCGAGUUUUUCGCCGUUCGAGAUCCACUUGUACGAGAGAUCCAGGAAUGCUGCGAAGCGAUCCAUUAUUUCGUUCUACCAUCACUGACGGACGAGGGCCACCGAGUGAGCGUUUUAAGAUUGAAAAAUACAGCGAUAGAGAAAUUUUCCAUCCAAGCCAUCUCCAGAAGGAUUCUCAUGGUCCUGGAUACUCGCCUGAUGGAAGAACGUUGUCUGUCGAACAUUAUGGUGAUCGAUCUAGAGGGAUUCAGCGUAGUACACUUUACCAAGUGCAGUCCAACCCAGAGCAUUGUCCGGAAAUCGAUGUUGGCAGUGCAGGAUAGCAUGCCAUUGCGCCUGCAGAGAGUCCAUUUUCUUCACGCUCCUGCAUUCAUAGAAAGUAUCCUCAAUAUAUUUUAUCCACUGCUGAAAGAUCGACUAGUUCAGAAGUUCCGUAUUCACACUGGUGGUGGUGAAGAAUUGCAUUCCUAUAUGGACAAGGAUAUUCUUCCAAAUGAGUGGGGUGGUAAAGCAGGCACCUUAGACGAAUUGAAUGAUUCGUGGAAAAGAAAAAUUGAGAAAAACAGAGACUGGUUCUUGAGAGAAGAGAAGCUUAGUAAGGCGAAUGAGAGUGCCAGACUUCCGGAAUCCAAAUCGAGGCUGUUGGUGGAAUUAGAUGGAAUGCAAGGAUCUUUCAGACAAUUAAAUAUCGAUUAAGAUUUUAUACGAAAUAAUUAAGAUAGGACUACUAAACGCUUCCGAACAGCAGAAUGCGUUCCAGUGGGUACAUUGAUAUUGGAAUAGAAGCAAACAUUGUUUAAUUUGACGAUUUUAUCAU
This is a messenger RNA of Eufriesea mexicana, 1193 nucleotides long. RefSeq names its product alpha-tocopherol transfer protein-like. Gene Ontology annotation, cellular component: membrane. Gene Ontology annotation, molecular function: phosphatidylinositol bisphosphate binding. The record is from RefSeq and is a predicted model, not a curated record. Bases 140 to 1072 code for a protein of 310 amino acids. Lineage: Eukaryota; Metazoa; Arthropoda; Insecta; Hymenoptera; Apidae. The transcript has 8 exons.